AUGGUGUUUAAGAGUUUCCAUCUCGCGCGCCAGAGUCUUGCCAAGGGCUUUACUCACGGUUAUGCUCAAUCAGUAGUUGCUGGUGUAAGCCAGAACAAUCCCCUCGCCUCCCUUCAACACGACCGCUUCCGCAAGGGUCUCAAGAACCAACAUGCCUUCACCUCGACAUCGUCUACAACGAGCGCGCUCAAGGCGCUCGCCGCCGGACAACACGAUCACCAGGAUUCCGGUCUAGCCGCAUACUACACAGCAUGGCAGAAACACCAACAGAAGACGGAGGACAAGGAGUGGUCGCAGUUCCAAUUCCGCAAGCUCAUCGAGUGGGACCCGGCCAGCUCCAAGGCUGCGGCUGAGGCCAAGGAGAGCAGUGUUGCAAUUGAAGAGGUGGCAGAACCGGUUCCCGCGCGUGCCGGUGUCAACCGCGCAUACAGCACCAGCCAAGUAGAGGACUUCAAGAAGGCUGUCGGUGGUGAAGAGGCGGAGAAGAUUGCGCUGGCACAAGUGGACGAGGCAAUUGCACAAGAGGUGGCACGGUACAAGGUCGAUAGCGAAGUUGCCCAGGCCAUUGAGGAAGAGCUUUCGCCAAUAGAAGAGGCCCGUUCAGAGUCGCCCGCCACUGUUGCGGACACUCUUGUGAACUCGUCAAUUCUGAGCCGCACCGAGUCCACCAUCGCCACUAGCCCAAUCGAAGCGCACGACGAAUAUACCGUACAGCUGCAGAAGCUGGCAAUCAACCGCAACUAUGCCGAAGUACCCGCUGUCUUCGAGGCUAUGCUUCGUUCUGACGUCAAGCCAUCAGCCACCGCAUACAAUGCCCUGCUAUCUGCUGCGAUCCAUCUCCCCCGCGCCCAGCAUCAGGUCGUUCCCAAGGCCCUGGAUGUCUACUCUGAUAUGCUUCGCCGGCGUGUUGUGCCUGACACUGCUACGUACACCACCCUGAUCGAACUCCUAUCCGUCCGCUCCCUCGAAGUUGUGUCUCAGAAGCAAAGCUUCGAAGACAGGCGUCUGCGAUAUGGAGGUAUGGAAGAGGAGGGCAGCUUCAUGCUUCAGUCGCACGAGACUGACUAUGCUAUCCUCGCUGAGGACGGGUCGCUCUCAGUAGCCAUCAAGCUUUUCGACGCUGCCGUCCACGUUGAGGCCAACCGAACAUUCUCCGAAAAGACCUACCGGCUGCUCGUCACAGCCUGCGCGGAGAGCGACCGUGUAGAUGACAUGGUACGAAUCUACUCCCAUAUGGAAUCCCACAGUGUGACUCCGGCUGCCGAGAUGUUCGUUCCAAUGAUCCAAGCUUUCGGCAAGUCUGGCGAUCUAAAGAGUGCGGUCGAGUGCUACGACGAGUACAAAGCUCUGGCCAUUUCAAACGACAACGGCGAGCUCGAGAUUACUAGGAGAGACAACGACGUGUAUGCCGCUCUUGUAAAGGCGUAUACGGUAUGUGGCCGCAUUGAGGGAGCUGAGAAGUUCCUGUCCAAGAUCGAGAGUGCGCUCGCCACACCAGAAGACGUCACUUCCGUCCGCGACAUUGUCGGUCUCAAGGCCUUCCUUCCCGAAUGGCUCAGGAAUGGUUCUUUCGACCAAGCCUACGUGCACGCAACGGAGUACCUUAGCCCACAGGCGCGUCAGAUCGCUAUGGCCGCUAUUUGCAUCAAGGCUGCGGAUCGCGAUGCUGUAGAGAUUGCUACUCAGGCUUUCGAUGAUCUUCCAGCUGAGGUCGACCUGUCACGGCCAGCCAUGGCGAUGGGUGCUAUGCAUAUCCGCACUGGAAACAUCGAAGCUGCUGAGGUUUUCUGGAGGAUGCUCGAGCUUUCUCCCACCAAGGCCGACUUCAUCGAGCCCACUGCCAUGCACAGUAUUGCAUUAAUUGGUAGUGGACACGCAGAACGCGGUCUUCGUCAAGGUCGUCAAAUGUUUGCUCGCAUACGGGACUCUCAGUCUGGCUCUAACCAAGCUAAGAUGGAGACCGUAGAGCACAUCGACGAGGCUAUCGAGGUUAUGGGUCAGUUCAUGAUGAAGCGUGGUAUCUUCCUUCCGCCGCGGGCUAGCAUGGAACUGAUGUGGACGAUGAUUGAAAACGGCGGCCUAGUCACCCCAGUUGCUCACCACCUACUUGCUGGAAUGGGACCUGAGGCCAUCGUACAACUCAACUUCGACGACAUCACGCUUCUAAUGCAAGUUCAAUCUGGAAUUCUACUCCAGGAGGCCGAAGUUGACGUUGCUCACGUUGCACGGUUCGCCCAUCUUCUUGAAGUCAUCGCCGCAAAUGGCACACCAGUCAACAAGACAACUUCCGGUCUUGUUGAACAAGUGCUCACCAAGCUCGACAGGGGUGAUCUCCAGCACCGAUGGUACGCCUUCAAGCAUCCCGCUCCGGAGGCUUUGUACUCACCAGCACCAUUCGCCGCCUACCCUGUCCAAGCCCCUAUCACCCCGUCAGCUCCUACGUUCGAGGAUCAAUACGACCCUUACGCCGCAUCUACCGACAACAAGGGCUCUGUUGCCAUCACCGAACUUCUGGAAAAGACUCACGGACGAUCAUCGUCUCACCUCAACGAGGCUUUGAUGAAGUUCAGGAACAUGCGCCGAGCUGGCCGCCACCCUCGAUUCUUCACCUACGCUAAGCUUAUCACUGCCGCUGCCAAGGAAGACCGCCUGACCCUUGCCCAUGAUAUCCUCAACCUCGCCAAGCAGGACGUUCCCCUCCUACCUCAGUACCGUAUUGUGCGAUAUGGCUGGGUAACGAUCCUGGACGCCAUGGUCGCUGCUUGCCUUACCUGCAACCAGCGUGAUCUUGCGGGAAGAUAUCACCAGGAUCUGCUUGAGAUGGGUGCUGCGCCAACAGCCAACACCUUUGGUCUCUACAUCACCACGCUCAAGGAGUCGACCAAGACCUUCGAUGAAGCGACUGAGGCAGUCAAGAUCUUCCUCCGUGCCAAGUCUGAGGGUGUUGAGCCUUCUUCCUUCUUGUACAACGCUCUGAUUGGCAAGCUUGGAAAGGCCCGACGCAUCGACGACUGCCUAUUCUACUUCUCUGAGAUGCGCAACCUCGGCAUUCGCCCUACUUCUGUCACCUACGGUACCAUUGUCAACGCUCUUUGCCGUGUUAGCGACGAGAAGUUCGCUGAGGAGCUGUUCGAAGAGAUGGAGAGCAUGCCUAACUACAAGCCCCGCCCCGCGCCCUACCACAGUAUGAUGCAGUUCUUCCUGACUACCAAGCGUGAUCGCAGCAAGGUUCUCAACUACUACGAGCGUAUGCGUGCUAAGCGCAUCGAGCCUACCACGCACACGUACAAGCUCCUCAUCGACACCUACGCUACCCUUGAGCCUGUCGAUAUGGAGGCCGCGGAGUCGGUUCUCGAGCAAGUUCGCAGCGCCGGUGCUGUCCCUGAAGCCGUCCACUACUCAUCGCUGAUCCACGCCAAGGGUUGCGUCAUGCACGACAUGGAGGGUGCUCGUCGUCUCUUUGACACUGUCCUCGCCGACAGCCGUGUUCGUCCCCAGGCCUGCCUCUACCAGGCAUUGUUCGAGGCCAUGGUCGCCAACCACCAGAUCGCGGAUACAGAGGAUGUUCUCCGUGACAUGCGUGCCCGUGGCGUCGAGAUGACUCCUUACAUCGCCAACUCUCUCAUCCACGGCUGGGCCCUUGCUCAUGACAUCCAGAAGGCCAAGGCUAUCUACGAGUCCGUCUCCGAGAGCAGGCGCGAGCCCAGCACCUACGAGGCCAUGACCCGCGCUUACAUGGCCGUCGAGGACCGCGCUGCCGCUAUGACAGUCGUCAACGAGGGCCUGUCUCGUGGCUACCCCGCGGCUGUCGCUGGCAAGAUCCUUGAGCUGGUCGGUGGCGGUCGUGCCCCCGUGUCUGAGGUCACCGCUUAA
Messenger RNA from Alternaria incomplexa, 3873 nucleotides. RefSeq lists its product as uncharacterized. NCBI's taxonomy places the organism in Eukaryota, Fungi, Ascomycota, Dothideomycetes, Pleosporales, Pleosporaceae. The coding region runs from base 1 to 3873 and encodes 1290 amino acids. The transcript has a single exon. The record is from RefSeq and is a predicted model, not a curated record. Gene Ontology annotation, molecular function: protein binding.